GCCCCAUUUCAUCUUCCUCCUCUCCCCCUCCGCCAAAAACCCUAACCCUAGGCGCGCGAGCGAGCGAGAGAGAGAGAGAGAGAGAGAGAGAGAGAGCGAUGACGACCCGCUUCAAGAAGAACCGGAAAAAGCGCGGGCACGUGAGCGCGGGGCACGGGCGCAUCGGCAAGCACCGCAAGCAUCCCGGGGGCCGCGGUAACGCCGGUGGGAUGCACCACCACCGCAUCCUCUUCGACAAGUACCACCCCGGCUACUUCGGCAAGGUCGGGAUGCGCUACUUCCACCGCCUCCGCAACAAGUUCCACUGCCCCGUCGUCAACGUCGAGCGCCUCUGGUCCCUCGUCCCCGACGACGCCAAGUCCAAGGCCGCGGCCUCCGACGGCGCCGCCCCCGUCGUCGACGUCACGCAGUUCGGGUACUUCAAGGUGCUCGGCAAGGGCGCUCUUCCCUCCAAUCGCCCCGUCGUCGUCAAGGCCAAGCUCAUCUCCAAGAUCGCCGAGAAGAAGAUCAAGGCCGCGGGCGGCGCCGUCGUCCUCACCGCCUGAUCUCACCUCGAUCCGUCCAGAUCUAGAUCCGGUAAAUUAGGUUUUUUAAUUUGAUGCUCGGUUAUGCUUCAUUUGAUCUCGAUCAUGUGGACUCUCUUUUUGGUUGUCGAACGACUAUUUUUUGAAUCGAUCAGCUUAAAAUUCGGAUUCUGUCGUCAAUUAUUUACUCGAAGAUAGGUUUUAGUUUGAAUUAGUUUGUGCUUUAUGAUAUUUGCUAUCGUUUUUUUUUUGGCAUGGAAUACUAUUAUUUGUGUUCUACA
Messenger RNA from Ananas comosus (pineapple), 805 nucleotides. RefSeq names its product 60S ribosomal protein L27a-3-like. The transcript has a single exon. Gene Ontology annotation, molecular function: structural constituent of ribosome. The record is from RefSeq and is a predicted model, not a curated record. Gene Ontology annotation, biological process: translation. The coding region runs from base 99 to 545 and encodes 148 amino acids. NCBI's taxonomy places the organism in Eukaryota, Viridiplantae, Streptophyta, Magnoliopsida, Poales, Bromeliaceae. Gene Ontology annotation, cellular component: cytosolic large ribosomal subunit; ribosome.